Vicia faba (fava bean) is the source of this 330-nucleotide messenger RNA. The record is from the annotation of a GenBank genome assembly. Lineage: Eukaryota; Viridiplantae; Streptophyta; Magnoliopsida; Fabales; Fabaceae.
AUGGCAGCUUCUUCAUACCCUUUGCAAAGUGGUAAAGUAUCUUCUACACAACAUUCCAGGUUCUCUAGUCCCCUACAAGUUAUGCUUGGAUCUAAUGUUGAUCAUCAAAUGUAUUGUCAUCAUUUAUGCGGCCUUAGAAAUUUUGAUGUUAUAGAUGGAAUUAGUACUCCUUAUGCCAUAGGUUUGAUUAAAGCAUUUGGUUUUUUGGAGUCCAAGUGGGAGCAGCUGUGUGAUGAUCUUGAUUGUGGUUAUCCAAGUUAUGAAAUUUCUGAUUUGGAAAUGAGAGAAGGUGUAAUCAACACACUUGAUGCAGUACUGCCAAAAAUUUAA